Molecule: messenger RNA, 1382 nt
Organism: Hibiscus syriacus
Lineage: Eukaryota; Viridiplantae; Streptophyta; Magnoliopsida; Malvales; Malvaceae
Exons: 7
Coding region: 66-1178 (370 amino acids)
Molecular function (GO): phosphoprotein phosphatase activity
Source: RefSeq, a predicted model, not a curated record
ACUCAAUUCCAAUUCUCAAAGGACAUAUGAAAAAAAGGAAGGAAUAGAGGAAAUUGUGGAAAAACAUGGAGGCUGACUUGGUUAAGGCGAAUGAUAGAAAACGAUCAUUGCAUGAAAACAAUGAGCUUUCAAUUAAUUCUGAUUCUUUUCCAAUAGCCAAUAUCGAAAUAAAUGAUAGUUUUGUAGAAGUAAAUGAGCCACAAACUUCAUAUGCGGGAACUUUAGAGGCGGGCAAGGAUGCAUCCCAGAUAUUUUCAGAAACAAGGUCAGCAAUUAAAAAGAAAGUCAAGUUUAGGAAAAGAAUGGAGCAGCUUGAUUCCUUGGACUGUAGUGAUCAAAGUCAAAUUGAUAAGCAUCCUGAGGAAGUUGGCCUUACUAACACUGAUCAAACGGAUACUGUUUCAGGUCCAACUCAAUUGGAUGAAGGAAAUAGUGAAGAAAAGAUUGAUUCAUUUGAUGCAAAUGAAACAAAUGAUGUAUCUCUUGCUAUUGGUAUACCUCCUAUUAGUCACUCAAGGAAAAAACUUAUUGUUCUUGAUUUGAAUGGGAUUCUGGCUGAUAUAGUCUAUGCUCCGCCGAAUGAUUACACUCCAGAUGCAUACAUUGCAGGAAGGGCAAUUUUUAAGAGACCCUACUGUGAUGAUUUUUUAAAGUUUUGUUGUGAGAGGUUUGAAGUUGGUAUCUGGUCUUCAAGACAUAGGAAAAAUGUGGAAAAGUUUAUUGAUUAUCUGAUGGGAGAUAUGAAACGUAAAUUGCUGUUUUGUUGGGAUUCAUCCGACUGCACCGCGACCCAAUUCAAUACUCCCGGGCAUAAAAAUAAGCCCUUGGUCUUUAAAGAUUUGAGGAAGCUUUGGCGAAAACAUGAUCCUGACCUUCCAUGGGAGAAGGGAUACUAUAACGAGUCAAACACAUUGUUGAUAGACGAUUCUCCCUACAAAGCACUGCUUAAUCCUCCACACACUGCAAUAUUUCCACAUUCAUUCAAGUUCAACAUGAACGAUAAUAUAUUAGGCAAAGGAGGUGAUCUUAAAGUUUACUUGGAAAGGUUAGCGUCUGCUGAUAACGUACACAACUUUGUCGAGCAAAACCCAUUUGGUCAGAUAGCUAUCACUGAAAGAAACCAAGAUUGGGGUUUCUACAGCCAGGUUAUCGAUUCGUGUCUCCGGUCCGAACUAUGAAAUAACGUGGAUCUUCCAUCAUCACUUGUGGUUCGAACUCUGUUACUUGAAAUGAAAGUUUAGCAUAAGCAACUUACAUGCAAUAAAAAAUUCAUAGAAAAUAUGAAACAUAAGGCCUAGUGCGGAUUCAUUUCCGGGAAUUGCUUACUUUUUGCUUAGAUUUUGGUCCCGUGGUUUCAUAAUUUGGUCUUGCUGUUGGAUCAU